Molecule: messenger RNA, 435 nt
Organism: Malania oleifera
Lineage: Eukaryota; Viridiplantae; Streptophyta; Magnoliopsida; Santalales; Ximeniaceae
Exons: 1
Coding region: 1-435 (144 amino acids)
Source: RefSeq, a predicted model, not a curated record
AUGCCCCACCCAGCCCGCCAGUGCCUCACCACCACCGUUCCUAUUCUCGAUGAGCCUUCAAGCUACACAGUGGCUUCAAAAUUUCCGAAUUGGUAUGCCGCAAUGGCCCAUGAAUUUGUUGCUUUGACUCACAACCAUAGUUGGACGCUUGUGCCACUUGUUCCCUCUUCAAACACUUUUGGAUGCAGCUGGGAAUAUCGCACCAAGACCAAGGCAGAUGGUUCAUUACAGCAACGGAAGGCCCGAAUAGUGGCCAAAGACUUUCAUCAACAGUCUGGACUUGAUUACCACGAAACAUUCAGUCCCGAGAUUAAACCUUCGACAAUUCGUCUCAUCAUGUCCAUUGUUGUGUCUCGGCGUUGGGCAUUGCACUUGCUAGAUAUUGAGAAUGCUUUUUUGCAUGGAACUCUUAUGGAUGAUGUCUUUAUGCAGUAG